Molecule: messenger RNA, 2100 nt
Organism: Temnothorax curvispinosus
Lineage: Eukaryota; Metazoa; Arthropoda; Insecta; Hymenoptera; Formicidae
Product: b(0,+)-type amino acid transporter 1-like
Exons: 3
Coding region: 557-2014 (485 amino acids)
Biological process (GO): amino acid transmembrane transport
Cellular component (GO): membrane
Molecular function (GO): L-amino acid transmembrane transporter activity
Source: RefSeq, a predicted model, not a curated record
UAGUUCGGUUUAUUCACGUGAGCGAUAAUUGCCAAUUGUGCUGAUAAUUGUCAGACGGCAAAUCUCACAAUUCGGCGUUUAACGUUGUACAAUGCUGAUUUCUCGAGAUUCGUUUAUUCGCUCAUCCUCUAACCCGCGGUGACCGACAAUCAAGAAAGAUAGCGAGCCGUCUGCGGCGAAGAUGAGUGUCUCUCCUUAUCAGCGUCAGUGCUCACGAAGAAAAAAAGAAUUAAACGACAAGCUGAUCCAUUAACAGUGUCGAUUUGAGGCUCUGGCAGUGAUAAAACCCUUCCAAUAGCUUCAGUCGCGUGGUCGAGCCCGCUACCAUCGUGCGCGGAGCGCCGACGACGAGCUCGCGGUUGCCGUCCAGAGGAGAGAAGAUAAAAACCGCCACCGCGCGCCGCCUCCGCCCUCCGCCACUACCAUCAAACGGAGAGCCCGCCAGUCCAUGCGAUGUGUCAUUGAAUUUUGAAUCACUGUUGACAGUGUCGGUGGAACGGUGAAACGUGCUCCACGCUCUCGUUUCUCGUCUCGUUCGCGACAUACGGAAAAAAAAAUGGCACACGAGGAGCAAACGGUCGGAAAAGUCGAGCUGAAGAGAGAGCUGGGGCUCUUCAGCGCGGUCAGCAUCAUUCUGGCGGUGAUGAUAGGUUCUGGCAUUUUCGUGUCACCAACCAGCGCUUUUGAGCGAUCAGGAUCUGUGGGAUUUUGCUUGAUCGUUUGGAUCAGCUGCGGCGUGCUGUCCCUGCUGGGUGCGUUGGCCUUCGCCGAGUUGAGUACCGUGGUACCACGUUCCGGUGCCGAAUAUGCGUACUUCAUUGAAGCCUUCGGGCCAUUACACCAUUAUGCCGGUCAGAUACCGGCGUUCACCUGUUCCUGGAUCUACGUGAUGCUGCUACGGCCAGCGGAAGUGGCAGUAAUCAUAUUGACUUUCGCGGAGUACAGCGUGCAACCGUUUUCCGGAUACCUUUGCAAUCUACCCAGCGAUUCCAUGAUGACACUGAAGAAGCUCAUAGCGAUCGUAGCGUUGGGUUUGAUAACGUACAUCAAUCUCGUCAGCGUCAAGCUCUACGUAAAAGUACAGAACGUGUUCACCGUGUGCAAAGUGGUCGCCUGUAUGGUGGUGAUCGGCGGUGGGAUAUGGUGGCUAGGCUCAGGUCAGGUGGAACUCCUUAAUAAUCCUUUUCGUGGCACCACCACGUCAGCCGGCAAUAUUGCCCUGGCCUUCUACAGCGGUCUCUGGGCAUACGACGGAUGGACCUCGGCCGCGAUCGUUACCGAAGAGAUCCAGAAACCUGAAGUCAAUAUCUUACGGAGCACCCUCAUCGCGGUACCCACCAUCACCGUUCUAUAUGUAUCCAUGAACCUGAUGUACAUGGCAGCGCUGACGAUGUCGGAGAUGAAGAGCGCACCGGCGGUGGCGGUUCUUUGGGCGGACCGAGUCCUGCCGUCUUGGAUGGGCUUCACGAUACCGCUCGGUGUAGCGUUGUCGACCUUCGGAUGCGCCCUUAGCGUUCAAUUCAGCGUGUCCAGACUGUGCUUCGUCGCUGGCAGGGAGGGCCAUGUACCACGAGUCUUCAGUUAUGUGCACAUGGAGAAGAUGACACCGGCCGCGGCGGUAGUUUUUCAGGGCAUACUCUCGCUAGCGUGCCUCCUGCUAGGCGACAUAAUCGCCCUGAUCGAGUUCGCCAGUUUCCUCAUGUGGGUGUUCUACGGACUAGCGAUGAUAUCGCUGAUAAUUAUGCGACGGACCAAACCGGACGCUCCUAGACCGUACACCGUACCUAUCGUGAUACCUUGGAUGGUGUUGAUCAUUUCCAUCUUCCUCUCGGUGCUCCCGAUAGUUUACGAACCAUCGUUAAAAUAUCUUUUCGCACUUGCAUUUAUCUUGUGCGGUAUUGUCGUUUACCAUGUAUUUGUGUACAAGAAGAUAAGGAAUACUUUAUCAGCUAAACUGACAUACUUCAUGCAAGCGUUAUGUCUAAUUGUCGCUCCAGAUGAAAAGGAAGACUGACCGAAAAUUUUGAGUUUAUUAUUAUGUGUAUAUAUAUGUAUAAUACUACGUUUACGCGAGCGUUACCUCUGUAUAGUAACUUAUGA